Musa acuminata AAA Group (dessert banana) is the source of this 955-nucleotide messenger RNA. Its product is annotated as VQ motif-containing protein 31-like. The coding region runs from base 203 to 955 and encodes 250 amino acids. The record is from RefSeq and is a predicted model, not a curated record. The transcript is spliced from 3 exons. NCBI's taxonomy places the organism in Eukaryota, Viridiplantae, Streptophyta, Magnoliopsida, Zingiberales, Musaceae.
AGAUUCCUUUAGAUCUUUCACGGACGCCAACACAAUGCCCCUCUGCUUCGAUGCCGAGCUCUUGGUUUCCAUCGACGAUGACCAGUUGUUGAAGAAGAAGAAGAAGAAGAAGAAGCAGAAGCAGAAGCAGAAGGUGGCGGAGUGAGGACUCGCACAAGACACCACCCCAAGCCGAUUGCUUCACGCAACGAAGCGUCCCUCCAUGGAGAAGCCACAAGCUGGGUCGGCAGCGCAAGAGUGCACCGCUCCCUCCACCACCUUCGUCCGAGCCGACGCCACCACCUUCAAGGAGCUCGUCCAGCGGCUCACCGGCCCCAACGAGCGCGACGGAGCCCACCGCCCGGUCGUCGCCCCCGCCCCUCCUUCCUCCCCCACCAAGCUCUCCGGGCUCAAGCGGCUUCACGAGCGCAGGCAGCGUUCUCGGCCGAAGCUCACCAUCCUCAAACCGGGUUCCACGUCCAAGCCCCCUACCCCUGCCGUGCUGUCGCCUUCCGUGACGGGAGCCUCUGCGUCGCCUUCUGCUGACUUCGCCGGACUCAACAUAUGCGAGCACAAGGGCGUCGACGGGGCUGACGAGUUGGACGAAGAAGAGGAGGAGAGGGCCAUCAAAGAGAGGCGGUUUUACUUGCACCCGUCGCCCAGGUCUCGAUCCCGGAAUCCCGAACCUGAGCUGCUGCCUUUGUUUCCACUGACCUCCCCCAGAUCACAAAAAAAGUUUUUUGCAGGUCCAGUUGGCAGCCACAGUUUAAGACAAGUUGCAGUUACGGUAGAUCCAAUCACAAACAUAAAACACCAUUCCCGUGAACCACAUCCCAUUGUCCAACAAGUUCAAACAUCAAACUCAGCAUCCAGCAGUGGGAGUUUUACACCGACAAGUGUUCAGCAACAUUGUUUCUUUAGUGCCAGAGAAGGCAAUGCCGGAAAACCGAGCUCUGAUUUACCUUCCCCACUCUAA